Diversispora eburnea is the source of this 621-nucleotide messenger RNA. The record is from the annotation of a GenBank genome assembly. Lineage: Eukaryota; Fungi; Glomeromycota; Glomeromycetes; Diversisporales; Diversisporaceae.
AUGUCCGAAACAAGAAGACUUGCUGUUUCUUCAUCAAUUCGCCCUUCAACAAUCUAUACUUCAAAUCCAUUAUCACGUGAUCGACCUAUAUCAUCAUCCCGUCCUUUAUCCACUCACUCUACACGCCCAUAUUCUUCUAUUCAAGAUAAUUCAAAACUCUCCUUUCAAUCAUCAUCACGUCCCUCUACGAUUUAUAUAUCCGCCAAUGUUUCUCAAUCAUUUAAAGUAGUACGUCGUCAACGACAACGAAAACCAAGUCGUCGAGGUACUCAUAACGUAUUAAAUCAAACUUUGGAUAAUUUUUAUAAUACUUUAAGACGUACCAAAACUUAUCAAACCGUUAAAAGUGCAAAGAAAUGGGUUAAUGAAUAUGAAAGUUAUCGAAAAUCAGUAAUAUUAGAAGAGAAAGAAUAUGAAAAUUAUCGAUUUUCUAUGAUCAUAUAUGAUGAUGAAAAUAAUUCUUCUAUUUCUCCCGUAACAAAAAGACAAUCUCGUUUAUCACCAUUAUCGACAUCGACAACAUUAGGUAGAGAACAACAAAUGAUCAAUAGAUAUCAAAACAGUUUGAGUAAUAAUCAAAAACAUAAAGUUACCGAACCACUUUACUCGAAUUAUUUCUAA